Molecule: messenger RNA, 453 nt
Organism: Branchiostoma floridae (Florida lancelet)
Lineage: Eukaryota; Metazoa; Chordata; Leptocardii; Amphioxiformes; Branchiostomatidae
Product: lactose-binding lectin l-2-like
Exons: 2
Coding region: 1-453 (150 amino acids)
Source: RefSeq, a predicted model, not a curated record
AUGUUAUCAAGUGCUAGGCUUCCAGGUUGUCCCGAUGGCUUUACUAAAUUCGAGGGAGCCUGCUUCAAGGCGUACCAUCAUACAGUUACCUACGGCCAGGCGAGGCAGUUUUGUGCCGGCAAGGGGGGACUAUUGGCCAUGCCCAAAGACAGGAGGACAGACGACUUUUUGUGGAAUCUGAAAAACGCAGCAGAUUCCGGGAGCUUUUUCUGGUUCGGUUUGAGCGACGAGAACUCGGAGGGCCGGUGGAUGUGGGAAGAUGGGACUGUUCAUAACGUGUACGCCGACUGGGGCAACUGGCAAGAGGGACAACCCAACAACCAAGACGGAAACGAAGACUGUGCGCAUUGCAAUUCUCCUGCAAAGCCGGGAUGGAACGACCUGUCGUGCGGAUACACAGCCAAGUUUAUCUGCCAGACGACAGGUGUGUCAGACGAUAUUAUCGGAAAUUAG